Molecule: messenger RNA, 1620 nt
Organism: Funneliformis caledonium
Lineage: Eukaryota; Fungi; Glomeromycota; Glomeromycetes; Glomerales; Glomeraceae
Source: the annotation of a GenBank genome assembly
AUGUAUUACAGUUAUGCUCCAAAAAUAAUUUCUCAGCGCGUUCUACAAUUAUCCGGGAAAAAUUUGUUUACUCGAAAUAAUUUUGUUCUAAGCAAUAUUAGUAAGAAGGUUCAGCUUAAUUUACUACGUAAUUUUGCUACUAUAGAGAGCAAUACUUCAGGAGCUGAAAUUCCAGCGAAGAAACACGCACCAACAAAAGAACUUACUCAAGACGACAUUAAAUUUUUCACUUCAAUUUUACCCGCUAAUGGAUUAAUCAUUGAUAAGGAGGAUGAUUUGAUGCCCUAUAAUAUUGAUUGGAUGAGAAAAUACAGAGGAAAGUCACGUCUAGUAGCAAGACCUAAAACUACACAGCAAGUUUCUCAAAUACUUAAAUAUUGUAAUGACAAUAAGUUGGCUGUCGUACCGCAAGGUGGUAACACGGGACUUGUUGGUGGCGGAGUGCCAGUGUUUGAUGAAAUUAUUAUUAACACUAAUAAUUUGAAUCAAAUCAGAAGUUUUGAUCCAAUUUCAGGUGUUCUUACUUGUGAUGCUGGAUGCAUUCUGGAGCUUCUUGAUGGUUAUUUGGCUGAACGAGGUUAUAUGAUGCCACUAGAUUUAGGUGCAAAGGGAAGUUGUCAUAUUGGUGGAAAUGUGGCAACGAAUGCUGGUGGAUUGAGAUUACUAAGAUAUGGAUCGCUUCAUGGCUCAGUCUUAGGACUGGAAGCGGUAUUGCCGGAUGGAACUAUAUUGGAUAACUUAUCUACACUUCGUAAAGACAACACAGGUUAUGAUAUAAAACAACUAUUUAUUGGUAGCGAAGGAACACUUGGAAUCAUUACAGGUGUUUCCAUAUCUACUCCACGAAGGCCGAGAGCUGUAAAUGUUGCCGUCCUUGGAUUUAAUUCAUUUCAAAAUGUACAAAAAGCAUUUCUUACAUCAAAAGAUGAAUUAUCUGAAAUCCUGUCAGCAUUUGAAUUUUGGGAUAUUAAUGCCUUGAAAUUGUUGAAAGCACAUAAUAUCCAUGGAAAAAAAUUUCCAUUGGAAGAUAAUUAUCCGUUUUAUGUAUUAGUUGAAAUAAGUGGAUCAAAUAAAUCUCACGAUGAUGAAAAAUUACAAAAUUUCCUAGAAAAGCUUUUAACGAAUGAAAUAGUUACGAAUGGAGUUGUAGCACAAGACGAUACACAAAUAACAAGUUUAUGGUCAUUACGUGAAGGUAUUCCGGAAGCAUGUAGUAAAGCUGGAGCUGUUUAUAAAUAUGACAUAAGUAUGCCGGUACCAGUACUUUACCAAAUGGUUAAAGAUAUUAGAAUUAGAUUGCAAUCUGCUGGUGUGCUUGGAGAAGAUAAAUUGGUUAGCGAUGUAAUAGGUUAUGGACAUAUUGGCGAUGGAAAUUUACAUUUGAAUAUAGUAGCCAAGUCUUAUGAUCCUAAAGUUACUAAUUUAAUCGAACCUUAUGUAUAUGAAUGGACAGAACAACACAAAGGAUCCAUAUCAGCAGAACAUGGACUUGGGUUAAUGAAAGCAGAUUAUUUAGGAUAUACAAAAUCUCCUCCCAUGAUUUCUUUGAUGAAACAGAUUAAGCAAAGUAUCGAUCCCAAUGGAAUUAUGAACCCUUAUAAAUUCUUACCAACACAGUAA